AUGGAAAAGAAUACAUGCCAUGAAAAAGGAAAGACAAUUAAUGAUUUCCUCGACGCCAAAAUCGAAGAACGUGAAUCAACGGGCAAUGAUCUACCCUUCUACGUGGCAAAUCUAGAUGUUGUGUUUAAGAGACACCUUUUGUGGCUUACUCACUUACCUCGUGUCAAGACUUUCUUUGCAGUGAAAUGCAACAACUCACCAGCAGUUAUCCAGAUGCUAAGAGCUCUGGACACAGGUUUUGACUGUGCCAGCAAGGGUGAGAUUCAGUUGGCCCUGUCCCUCGGAGUGACACCGGAUAAAAUCAUUUACGCACAUACAACCAAACCACGUACCCACAUCAAAUAUGCCCGCGCUCACGGAGUCAAUCUGAUGACUUUUGAUAAUGAGAUUGAGCUCCUAAAAAUUUCUCAAUAUCAUCCCAAAGCCAAACUAGUGCUCCGCAUCGCAGUGGAUGAUUCCAAAUCGCUGUUAAGACUCAAUGCAAAGUUUGGAGCCAGACUGGAUACCAUUGAAAUGCUGCUGGAACGAGCUGAACAACUGGACUUAGAGAUCAUUGGAGUCAGCUUCCAUGUAGGGAGCGGGUGCACUGACAGUUCAGCAUUCAAACAGGCCAUAUCAGAUGCCCGACAUGUGUUUGACCUAGCAAAUUCGAUGGGAUUCCAAAUGAGACUCUUGGACAUUGGUGGAGGAUUCUCUUUGACUGGGAACUGUAAAGCAGUAUUUACAGAGUUUGCAGAAACCAUUAAUGGAGCACUGGAUGAAUUCUUCCCGCCUGACUGUGGGGUGGAGAUUAUGGCAGAACCAGGCCGAUACUACGUAGAAUCAGCCUUCACGCUGGCAGCGUGCGUCAAUGCCAAAAGAGUCGACAUAGAUCCAAUGGCCAACCACUACAAUGGUGAGAAAAACAGCUCUGUAAAAAUGGUCUACUACAUUAAUGAUGGAGUGUAUGGCUCCUUGAAUUGCCUCAUCAAUGAUCCUGCCCACACCAGUGUUACACCAUAUCUUCACAAGGCUGUUGAUGGCAGCGAGCAGCGAUACCAGUCCGUCAUUUGGGGUCCAACCUGCGACAGCCUUGACAAAAUAAUUGAAAACUUCUGGAUUCCUGAGCUGGAAGUGGGGGACUGGCUUCUUGUCGAUGACAUGGGUGCUUACUCUAUAAGUAUACUCACUGACUUCAACUGCUUUGAACGUGCACAGAUUUGUCCUGUUUUGACAGCAGAGACAUGGUAUGCCUUAAACCUUUUCUGA
Scomber japonicus (chub mackerel) is the source of this 1248-nucleotide messenger RNA. Its product is annotated as ornithine decarboxylase-like. The record is from RefSeq and is a predicted model, not a curated record. Bases 1 to 1248 code for a protein of 415 amino acids. Gene Ontology annotation, molecular function: ornithine decarboxylase activity. The transcript is spliced from 9 exons. Lineage: Eukaryota; Metazoa; Chordata; Actinopteri; Scombriformes; Scombridae. Gene Ontology annotation, cellular component: cytoplasm.